AACAGAGGCCGGUGCUUCUAACGAGCAGUUAUCGUUUUGUGUUUCUUUUCAUUUUCAUGUUUUAUCGCAUACGGAUGGCUUUCCUUAUCUGUUCUUAUUCGAUAGUUCGGAGAUGUUGCAACAGAUAAAAUACACCCACUUUGUUCACCCCCUUGAUUUGACUUCAGCAAAGACAGGGGCACAAAAUAACGAACAGAUUUAUAAACAAGAAGUCAGGUGUUGUAACAGUUAAAUGGUCAUCUUGAUCACCACAUAUAAACACCAUUUUCAGGAUAUUUUGUGCAGAAUUUGAGAGACCGAUGUUUUCUUCUUUUGAAGUCGAAUUGUUUUUCCUCUUGAAGAAGUAGAACUGAAGACUCCUGUAGAUGGACAGUCCACCAGCGUUACACACAUCAGAAUUAAGGAGUGAACUCAUGACUACUGAGAGCGUCUCGGUCAUCGACUUACCACACUGGGAAAGUGGAAAAAGGAGGAUUCGGUUCUUAUAUCUAGCUGGAAACAACUCCUUUAAAGUUACCAAACAGAAUACAAAUGAGGAGCAGAUGAUUCCCCUCUUCCUUGGAGCCGAUCUCUUUUCUAACACAGAUAUCCGCACUGAGAACCAUCCUAGAUACCACGGAAAAUUUGCCAAAAAAGGACUGGCAACAAAACUGGUUUUCUCCUCAGCCUUCAGGUUCCAAGGCAUUCGACUUCCUUGCUCCAAUAAUGGCUUGUGGUUCUACUGUAUUCAUGGCGUUUUCCGGGUGGCCUUUGAUCUUUACAGUAAAGAAGAGCAGCUUUCAGUCUUGGAGUCAUUUCAGGAUCUCUGGAAGUCCCGAAUCAAUGAUGAGCAAUUAAACAUGGUUUACAACCUGCAUGUCCAACUGCCAACAACUACCAGCUACCAUGGUGACAAAGAGAUAUCACAUGAACAUGCUUCUAAUAACAUAUCUGCGCCUACCCCUGCCCAUUCAGGACCUCAAGAGGUAGAAGACUUUGUCAUCUCAGAGCCAGUGUCUGGUUUACCAGAAGAGUCGUCAUCCGUGGACCAUGACUACUGCUCCUUAUCAGAGCAGGCAAAGUUUAAGCAGUCUAGUCUGCUAGCUGAGAAACUCUGCAUUAUAGGUGACAAGUUAAAGUCCAUCAAUACAAUGGAUAAAAGUCAAGAAGAAACUAUCUUGAAGUUUCUAGAUUAUGCUGAAUAUUGGAUUAGCGGAGGGCAAGACGAGGAAAGGUUGACAGGCGCUGUGAUGACUUUACUUCGGACUCAUUCGCAAGGAUACUCAAUCUACUCCAGUCUUUUGCUGCAAGCGCUGGCUGGCUGGCUGGGUCAGAAGUUUCAUUCAGCCAACAGUAGCAUAAGCCAGCAGGUAGAAACCUUCAAAAUGCGACACAUUGAACACAUUACAGACUUGCCUCCUGCUGAGGAACUUGCCACAGAACUCUUUCCAGAGGCAAUGCGGAACCUGAUGAUAAACUGGAUGGGUCUGGGUGAAGAGGCAGCCACAUGGAAAAGACUCAGUGAAUAUCCAAUUGUACUGCUUAUACUGGAAUUCGCCAACCAUAACCUCAUCACAGGAGUGGCCCAUGUACUAUAUUCCAGUCUCAUAAGCAGGUAGAGAGGUAUUACAUCAAACAUGUGGUUUAACCAAGAAGUCAAUCACAGGUUUUUCCCAAACUGUUGUGACUUGCCCAAUACGCGUUUCAUUUUUCUUUAGUUUUGCAUAAAAGGUGAAGUAGCUGACAAGCAAUGGGAGCUUUUUCAUGAAAUCUACACAUCUAAAAUCACUGCAUCAAGUGAACAGUGAAAUCCACUUACAUUUACAUUUCUGCGCAGUUCAGUGAUUUGAGGUGUAAGCAGUCAGUGGUUUGAUGUGAAAUAGUGCCAACAGACAUUUCUUUGCAGUGGUGGUGAUUGGAACCAAGGGUCAGUGUUCACAGUGCAAGCUUCUAUAAAAUAAAAUCUAAAACUUUUUUUUUUAAUCCAAAACCACAAGUUAACUUCCACAUCUUGUAGAUUUUGAUAAUGGAAAAACUGUGAUAAAUCCUUUUUUUUUGGGGGGGGGGGGUACCUUGCAUGUACCUCUUGGCUAUGAUGUCAUUUUAAGAAAUACAUUUUAGACCAAAACCUUAUCUAUUGUAAAUCUCUGAGAUCAGGCAAUUGAUUCUAAACCAUUUCAUGUCGUUACUUUGUGUGCAUUAUACUUUUUAAACAUCUGGUUCCUAUCACCCCUAAUGUGAAAAAUUAUGAGUUUGCAAGUUUCUCUAGAAUGGAGCUUUUCACAACAAACUACAGUUUGAGUUUUGUCUUCACUACUGAAUUAUCUAGAAAUGUUGAAAAAUGGGUGGAAUUCCUUAGUGAUCUCAGACAGACUGUAUAAAAAUUGACAAGCAUCUUGUUUGGCAUGGGUGGUUAUGUAUUAUUAAGAAGUUGCACCACACUAGGCACUAGGCACACUGUGUAUAUCAGAUAUUGUCAGUGCUUAAGGAAAGAGCAUAAUUUGGCUUUUUAAAUCAUGUUUAUCAGUUUAUUUUAUUCAUAGUUCAUAGAAGCAUCUUGAGAUUACUUUUGUCAUCACCCAGCCCAGUCUGAAAGGGGUUAACUGUAAUAUUCAGAGAGACUGACCUGACAUUCAUGUAUAUGCAGUGGUAUCCUUGUGUAAUUCUGUAACUUUUUAAGCAUCGGGAUACAACAAAAGAACAAUUGAUAACAUUUUCAAAACUAAUUCAACUGAUUAAGUUCACAAGUCAGUACUUUCAGAAGAGUGUAAGUUACACUCAAAACUGCUAGGAGUCAAACUGAAUGAAAACUAGCACCACAACAUUUUCUUCAGGACUAACAAAAAUUUAAUGAGGCUGUCAUAAGCAUUUACAAUAGCUUGGCACACCUGUCAUGGUACUAUACCUGUGUCUUGAUGAUGUAAAAGUUUCAGUCAAGUGUUACUCAGCAAGAUCCUAAACAACAACCAUGUUCUAUUCACACAAAACUGACUUGUAA
This is a messenger RNA of Pygocentrus nattereri (red-bellied piranha), 2977 nucleotides long. RefSeq lists its product as uncharacterized. The coding region runs from base 366 to 1598 and encodes 410 amino acids. The transcript has 5 exons. NCBI's taxonomy places the organism in Eukaryota, Metazoa, Chordata, Actinopteri, Characiformes, Serrasalmidae. The record is from RefSeq and is a predicted model, not a curated record.